Messenger RNA from Alnus glutinosa, 1021 nucleotides. Its product is annotated as leucine-rich repeat receptor protein kinase HPCA1-like. Bases 225 to 620 code for a protein of 131 amino acids. The transcript is spliced from 6 exons. Lineage: Eukaryota; Viridiplantae; Streptophyta; Magnoliopsida; Fagales; Betulaceae. Gene Ontology annotation, molecular function: protein binding. The record is from RefSeq and is a predicted model, not a curated record.
AAGAAGACUCCCGAGAAUAGAAAAAGAAAGAUUCUGCAGAAAAAACCCCUUCCACUUCUCUGUUUUCAGCUCUGUUUUAUACCUCUGUUUUGUUCACUUUUCUGCAGAAAUUCUGCAGCAACCUUCUCUUAUUAUCUUGUGUUUUUUGUCAUAAUCUGCUGCCCUUUGAAGUGUGUUUUGCUGGAAAAAUCAGCCAACAUAUACCAGUCUCUCGUGGUCUUGAUAUGCUACUUCAUGCAAAGCACUUUCAUCUUGAUAACAACAAGCUCUCAGGCAAAAUUCCUCCUCAACUUUUCAGUUCAAAUAUUAUGAUUCUGUUACACUUGUAUUGCCUCUGCAAUUGUUUUUCCUAUUUUUUGUCUCUAAUGUCAAAUAUCAGGUUAAAUGUCUUGGAUAUGGAAUCCAAGGAAUGGAAAUGUUUUAUCAUUCUCAAUUGUAUCCCUGAAACCAUUGGAAAUGUGCAGACUUUGGAGGUGAUACGCUUUGGUAGGAAUGCACAAAGUGGGACUCUGCCUUGGAACCUCAGCAAUCUUGUAAACGUUAACGAGAUGUACUUGUCCAACAAUAAGUUCGCUGGUCCUAUUCCCAACCUUACUGGCAUGAGCCUCGCCUAUGUGUAACUUGAAAUAGUUUUACUGAAGCUACAAAUUUCAUUUGUGGUGCAAGGGUGUAGCUAAGCAUUCUCAGACCAUCAUAAAUGGAUGAUCAGUUCAUCAUCUUUCCUCACACGUGUACUAUUUGUCACAGCCCUAUUUCUAUCGUAGCUAUAGUUAGUAAUCUUGCAAUGGUUAUUUCUUUUAAGUUUGUACAAGAGCAUGAUUUUAGCUUUUUCAUUAUUUCUGUAAUGCAUUAUAGGAAUUCUGCAGGCUUUACUGUCAGUGUAAACUGUAAACAUCUACUAUUGAUCAUUAAUUUUUUCACAGGAUCCUUAUAAACAUCUUCAGAAACUUGUUUCAAUUCAACUGCAGCUACUUAGCAAAGAAAGAAAAAAAAAACUGCAUUUUUGUUACCUUAGGGCAUU